ACGGCCGAGCCCCGCCUGCCAGGGCGGAAGAGGAUGUUCGAGUCCCCGGGGGUCUCAGCGGGUUGUCAGCCCCUUGACACUUCCAACUUCUCCAUUUUCUGACCAGCUGCGAUUCAAGAACCAAGAGAAGUCAAACAAGGAAGCAGCCAGCACAGAGAAAAAGCAGAAGUGGGGGCCCACGGUACUGUGCACCUCGCUGAGUGGGCCUGCCAGCUCGGGUCCAGCGGGGGCCUGGCUCUGCGGCCACGGUGACACCUAUGCAGGAGGGAUGACCUCUCGGGGCCCUGCCGUGGGGCUGACCUCAGCGCUGCUGCUUCUCUGGCUGCCAGGCUGUUUGUCCCUGAGCUGCCCCAGAGUCGUGGCAGGCACAGUCGGGGGCUCCCUGAGUGUGCAGUGUCACUAUGAGGAGAAAUAUAAAAACCACAGAAAAUUCUGGUGCCUUCAACCGUGUUGGGCAAACUGGGAGAUCGUGAAGACAGAAGUGUCAGAGAGAGAAGUGUGGAAUGGCCGUGUGUCCAUCAGGGACCAUCCUGCAAACCUCAGCUUCACAGUGACCCUGGAGGAGCUCCGCCUGCAGGACGCGGGCACAUACCAGUGUGGGAUCGAUAUAGCAUUGAGAUGGGAUACCACCUUCUUGGUUGAGGUGCGCGUGUCCCCAGCACUGACAACGAUGACGUCACCAACACCUGCAGAUACCACUGCCACCUGGACCACAAUCAGCAUGACGACAGUGCCAACUGUGGCAUCCACUGUGUCAGCUGCAGACAGUGCCAGCAACCAGGAGGGCCACCACAGGGACCACGGCAUUGGGCUCCCGCUGCUGCUCUCCCUGUUAGCCCUCCUGCUGCUGCUCUUGGUGGGAACCUCCCUGCUGGCCAGGCGGAUGCUUCAGAGACAGGCCAAAGGUGGACAGCAUCCAGAGCCAGUCCAGAGCACCGGGCAGGUGGCAGAGGCUCACUAUGCCAACCUGCAGCUGCAGCCACUGCGCCCGCGGGAAGGACCAACUCCCGCCAGGCAGCAGGAAGUGGAAUACAGCACCGUGGCCCUCCGAAAGCAAGAUGAGAUACACUACUCCGUGCUGACGUAUGACACACAGCCGCAGAACCGCCCCGCAGGCGGCACCCCUGCCCAGAUGCGCGCCAAGGAGGAACCCGUUUACACCAUGAUUCAGAGACCCAGGGGCUGCCCCUGAGUUGCUCCCCUCCUCCCACAGCGUGCUCCCCUCCAUGGUGACUGAUGGGCAGCUGGGCUUCCCUACUGCUGACCCUCCUAUUCCACCAGCUGGGCUGGGACGCUGGGAGCGGCAGGAAACCCCCUCCUCCUCCGUUUUUUUCUCUUUUUCCCUACUUCCCUCUGGUUCUGUAUGUGGGGGGAGAGGCAUGCAGCUCCUUGCCCCCAUGGCUCCAGGAGGCGACAACUCCUGCAGGGCAGGCCCGCGGCUCGGGAGACCUGGCAGGGGCCCACAUGCAUGGGGACGUGGGGACACCACAGAACCUCCUCUUUCCCAGCUCAUCCACGAGAGAAGCAAGGCCCAUUAUUAGUUUUAUCUCAGUGUAAGAGAUACAAACAGGGGCUGGUGUUGUGGUAUAGUGGGUAAAACCACCA
Ochotona curzoniae (black-lipped pika) is the source of this 1605-nucleotide messenger RNA. RefSeq names its product CD300a molecule (gene CD300A). Lineage: Eukaryota; Metazoa; Chordata; Mammalia; Lagomorpha; Ochotonidae. The transcript is spliced from 7 exons. The coding region runs from base 269 to 1192 and encodes 307 amino acids. Gene Ontology annotation, cellular component: plasma membrane. Gene Ontology annotation, molecular function: transmembrane signaling receptor activity. The record is from RefSeq and is a predicted model, not a curated record.